GGCGCUUUGAUUCGCCCAUUCCCCUGCUCUGCUUGCGGUGGCUGAGGACUCUCUAGGCGGUUUCCAAGAAUUUCUAAUGUGAAAGGAAAAAGCCAGGAAGUGCCAAGGAGGUGCUGCUCCCCAUUGAUUGGCAUUGACCGUUCUGGGCCUUUCCCACAAGCACUGGGUGAAGAUGAGCAGCCUGUCCCGAGCAUGACGUCAUUGGCAAAUGUCAUUGCUUCCCACCAUUCAGAGUGGGUCUCCUUCAAUGAUGAGCUACUCGUGCCAGUUACUUCGCAGGGUGGCACAGAAGAGCCUCUGGAAAAGUGUUUUUCCUCCUCCGACACUUCCUCAGAAGACAACCAUAAUGUGGAUGGAGAGUUUCAGGACCUCUCACACACUGAGCUGAGUAAUGACGUGGACAAGCCUGGGGUGGACUCUGCAUCAGUAUCUCUGCUUGGGAACCAUGUGUGUCCCAAACCUGAUCUAUCUUCAUCUAUCAGUAACUGGGUUCAAUUUGAAGAUGUGCCAUGGACCAGCACUUUACCAGCUCACAUACAAACAGCCCUUCCAUCAAAAGCACCCUGCUGGACUUCUCCCUCCUCAGAUUAUUCUGAGAGACAACCCCUUGCCUCAGAGAGCAGCUGGACGACCAACUCAGAGGACACCCCCUCCUACACAGAUUUGCAGUCGAUAAAUACUGAGGAUCUGACCAGUGGUGGGGCUUCUGCAGCAGACUCAGCUGACAAUUCCUCGUCUUUCCAGGAAGAUGAAGAGGUAGAUAUGGAGGCUGUCAACUGGCAGCUGAACAGCACCCCUAUGAAUGGGCACUCUCCAACCCCAACCACAGCUCGUUUCCCCAGCUGGGUGACUUUUGAUGACAAUGAAGUAAGCUCUGCUUCCCUCCAGAACCUUUCUCCCUUGAAACCAGACACCCCACCAAUAGCAACGCAGACUGCAGAUGUGAACUGUAAUCUUGCUGCAUCCUUUAAGAAGAGGGAGCGCCCCAAGAGCACAUUGGUGGACCUCACUAAAGUUCAAAAGCUAGAUCUUUCCUCCUUAAGUAGGCUGCCUUCUGUUGGAACACCCUCCUGGAGUGCUACUAAUCCCUUCCUGGAUGAGUCUCUGAGAGAUGUCCAACCCUCACCCAUCAACCCGUUCAGCUCAUUCUUAGAGGAACGAGAUAGGCGUUCCCACAGCUCCUCUCUCUCCAGCGCUCCAGGCCAAAGCCAAAGAGACUCCCUUAUUAUCCUCUACCAAGAACCUGAUACCAUCAGCUUUGAUGAGUCAAGCAAAAACUUAACCCACACAGAUGCUGUCGAGCAGCUCAAGCAGCUCCGGAUUGGGGAUCCAGAUCACCUGAGCAGCCCAACUCUACCUGAUGAUGACCCCCUGAUGCCAUUUGAGGUGGAUGGCACAUUGUUGAACUUGGCUACAUCUCAGCCCAAGGAUGGCUGGCCAAUGAUGCUCAGGAUACCAGAGAAAAAAAACAUCAUGUCAUCUAGGCAUUGGGGGCCAAUCUACGUAAAGCUGACUGCAAGCGGGUAUCUACAGCUUUUUUAUGAGAAGGGACUGGAGAAGCCCUUCAAGGAAUUCAAACUUGAGAUCAGUCAUGAGAUUUCAGAGCCCAAGCUCCAAAACUAUGAUGAGAAUGGAAGGAUACACAGUGUGCGUAUAGACCGCACCAUCUACAAGGAGAAAAGGAAGUAUCAGCCUAAACCAGCAAUCAGCCACGCAGCAGAAAGGGAACAAGUGAUAAAGCUAGGCACUACUGAUUAUGAAGACUUCCUUAGUUUUAUCAGCGCAGUUCAGGAUAUACUAAUGGACUUGCCAGCCUCAUCAGCAGAUCUGAGCACAGUAGGAUUAAACUAUCAAGAGGAAGAAAUCACUGUUGAUGUCAAGGAUGAGUUUCAUGGCAUCUUGGCCAAAGGAGACAAUAGGAUUCUCCAGCAUAGCGUGCUGACACAUAUACAUGUUCUCAGCUUCCUUUCUGGCCUCGCAGAAUGCAGGCUGGGCCUUAAUGACAUCCUUAUAAAAGGGAAUGAAAUCGUUGCACGGCAGGAUAUUAUGCCCACCACUACCACUAAGUGGAUUAAGUUGUAUAACUGCCAGUUUCAUUCAUGUGUGGACGAGGAAAUGUUUAACAGCUCCCACGUUAUCCAGUUUAAUCCCUUGGAUGCCUGCCGAUUCGAGCUGAUGCGGUUCAGGACUGUGUUUGCUGAGAAGACUUUGCCUUUCACUCUGAGAACAGCAGCCACUGUCAAAGGUGCUGAAGUGGAGGUCCAGAGCUGGCUGAUGAUGUCCACUGGGUUCUCCUCCAACCGUGACCCUCUAACUCAGGUCCCCUGUGAAAACGUGAUGGUCCGCUACCCAGUGCCAAAUGAAUGGGUGAAAAACUUCCGCAGAGAAAGUGUCCUGGGAGAAAAGUCUUUGAAAGCCAAGGUGAACAAGGGUGCCAGUUUUGGAUCAACCAGCGUGUCUGGUUCUGAGCCAGUAAUGAGAGUAACUUUGGGAACUGCCAAAUAUGAGCAUGCCUUUAAUUCCAUUGUAUGGAGGAUAAACCGACUGCCUGACAAAAACUCAGCUUCCGGCCAUCCCCACUGCUUUUUUUGCCACCUGGAGCUUGGCUCUGACCGGGAAGUGCCUUCCAGUUUCGUCCGCUAUGUGGAUGUGGAGUUUGACAUGCCCACCACUUCGGCGUCCAAAGCCACUGUUCGGUCCAUUUCUGUAGAGGACAAGAGUGAUGUCAGGAAAUGGGUCAACUAUUCAGCACACUAUAGUUACAAGGUGGAAAUAGAACAGAAAAAGAACUUGAAUCUUGAUCUGAAGGGAGCAGAAAUUGAAAAUCCCAAGGAAUGUGCCAUGCAGUGAAGGAAGACUUGUCUGCAAGACCCAUGGGAGGAGCAGUAAUGUCAAUGGACCCAGCUGAAGAGAACUGCAACACAUAGCUUCUGCUGUAAGAAGUACAAAGCAGUACUUUUUUUAAAAAAUGCUCUUUAGUGUGACUGUGUCUUGAGUUUCCUGGCUCACUAUGAUCUGUAUUUUGGCAGGAGGUUCAUUGACGGUUUAUUUAGAAGAGCUUAGGGAUUUGCUGGAACAUUUUAAAUUCAUCCAAUGUAUUGACAGAAAGACUUACACUACAUUCAAGCCUGCCUUCCUUUCUGCUUCUUCACCAUUUACCUUUCUGCACUGAAGUAUGUUAUGUCGACAACUACAGCCAAAACAAAAAGCAACCCUGACCUCGCUUACAGUCUUCUCCUAUCAUUUGAAUGUUUUCUUGUAAACUGGUGGUUUGGUCAUCAGCAAAGCCUUUCCUUGUGAUCUGCAGAAUAAAACCUUUUGAGAGCUAAGCAAUGGGGGAACUGGGGAACAGCAAGGGGAAAAGUGGUGCAUGAAAAGGUCUUUCUUUUAUGAAAUAGUCAACAGAAUAAAAAUUUCCCUACAUCCAGAACAUAGUGAACACCAAGGAAAUAAACAACAAAUAAUAUAGCUGAUUAUCUGACUCUUCCCAAUCAUCUUUUCUUAUCUCAUCCUCUAAACCCAAACACUAAAGUAAUGCACAUUUUAAUAGGAUCUUGACUAGUCAUGAGAAAAAUUCAUUUGUUCUUAAGGUUUUCACUUGCUGGUCAGGUUUAUGCCAUUAGCUUGAUUGAACAUGUGAUAGCUGCUUUUAAUAGAAAGUGUGCAGUGGAUAGCAGGGAUAGAGCAGGGGCAUU
This is a messenger RNA of Terrapene triunguis (Three-toed box turtle), 3695 nucleotides long. RefSeq names its product stonin 2 (gene STON2). Bases 193 to 2850 code for a protein of 885 amino acids. Gene Ontology annotation, cellular component: synaptic vesicle; AP-2 adaptor complex. The record is from RefSeq and is a predicted model, not a curated record. Gene Ontology annotation, biological process: synaptic vesicle endocytosis; clathrin-dependent endocytosis; regulation of endocytosis. The transcript is spliced from 7 exons. Lineage: Eukaryota; Metazoa; Chordata; Testudines; Emydidae. Gene Ontology annotation, molecular function: clathrin-cargo adaptor activity.